Messenger RNA from Hyaloscypha bicolor E, 909 nucleotides. RefSeq lists its product as uncharacterized. The record is from RefSeq and is a predicted model, not a curated record. The coding region runs from base 426 to 737 and encodes 103 amino acids. NCBI's taxonomy places the organism in Eukaryota, Fungi, Ascomycota, Leotiomycetes, Helotiales, Hyaloscyphaceae. The transcript has a single exon.
CUUCUGCCUGGUGAAACUGUUUUGAUUUUUAUCAAGAGCCCUGUAAGAGUAGACCAUCAAUUACAGAGGUCCUCCUGCGCUGUCCUGCUGCGUGCGAGUGCAAAUCACCUGGUGCUGAAGGUAGAGGAUGGUGAACCACGGUGCUUGGUUUUGAGGUGGAUGACGGAAUUAUCCAAUGCUGCUGCUUGGCUCGAGUCCCUGGGGUAUGCGCACGGCGAUAUUCGGCCACCAAACCUUCUCCUCCACAGUGAGAAUCACCUGAAGUUGCCGACUUUGACAACACAGCUGCCGUUGGUACCGCUUUUGAAGUUGGCAUCGGUCCUUACGCCAGAGUACUUGGCGAUGAAGGUGGAGAGCAACGCGGAAGCUUUGGGUAUCUUGGCCCUCGUACGGAACAAUUCGCGAUAGGGUCAAUCUUCUAUUACAUGAUCCGUGGUUACGAGCCCUACGAUAACGAAUGGUUUGGGGAACGUCACGGACCGGUAAUUGUUGACCUGCUUCAGAAGAUGAUGUUCCCAAAAACAGACGAUAACCAAGUCGACAAUAUCAUACGAAGUUGCUGGCAUGGGGAAUACGAUUCUAUACAGCGUUUGUCGGCUACCGUGAAAUUGCUGGAUGGUGUUGACAGUGGGAGAUCAAUGGUCAUGAAGGAAGAAGACUAUAAGUCAAGGCAGGGAGAGUGCAAGCAACUUCUGGCGAAUAGACUUUUGGAUAUAGUGAAAACAAAUGAGGGAUGAAAGAGUUCCAGAGCUGGGACCCUUUCGGUUCGAUCGAAACUAGAAACAAGGGAUGCCAGCGUACGCGCGACUUUAUUGUAUAAUACCCCAAUUGUUUCCCAUAAAGACGUUGCGCCUCAUGUCUGCUUCCGAUGUCAACCUCUCCAUUUUUCUUCAGUGGUAUUCCCCCCAU